Messenger RNA from Diatraea saccharalis (sugarcane borer), 1806 nucleotides. The record is from the annotation of a GenBank genome assembly. Lineage: Eukaryota; Metazoa; Arthropoda; Insecta; Lepidoptera; Crambidae.
ACUUGCGAAUACGAUCGAUCGCGAGGAAGGUGUAGUUUUUGUGUGCUCGGCGGGGUUUCAAAAAUGGCUCUUUUCAGGAUUACCUCUACGAAAUUGAUAGAUUUACAGAGAGCAUGCCCAACAGCGUCAAUAUUGCUUCGGGGACUUAGUGCCGAGCAGACCAACCUAAAAAGCAUCCUCCAAGAUAAAAUCCCUAAGGAACAGGAGAAGAUCCGUGAGUUCCGCAAGAAGCAUGGCGCCACAAAAGUUGGAGAGGUCACCGUAGAUAUGAUGUACGGCGGUAUGCGUGGCAUCAAAGGUCUAGUUUGGGAGACCUCAGUGCUGGAUCCUGAUGAGGGUAUCAGGUUCAGGGGCAUGUCUAUCCCUGAAUGCCAACAGCAACUACCAAAAGCUAAAGGCGGCGAAGAGCCCCUUCCCGAAGGCUUGUUCUGGCUGUUAGUGACAGGAGAUAUACCCACCGAGGCUCAAGUGAAAGCUCUGUCUAAGGAAUGGGCACAAAGAGCGGAACUACCAGCGCACGUAGUAACGAUGUUGAACAAUAUGCCCAGCAAGUUGCAUCCAAUGUCGCAGUUCUCUGCCGCCGUCACAGCUCUCAACAGCGAGUCCCAGUUCGCCAAAGCAUACUCUGAUGGUGUACAUAAGUCCAAAUAUUGGGAGUACGUAUACGAGGACUCGAUGAACUUGAUCGCCAAGCUGCCCGUGAUCGCUGCUACGAUAUAUCGUAACACUUAUCGCGACGGCAAGGGCAUCGGCGCCAUCGACGAUAACAGAGAUUGGUCCGCUAACUACUGCACCAUGCUCGGUUUCGAAGACGCACAGUUUACCGAACUUAUGCGAUUAUAUCUUACUAUUCACAGUGACCACGAAGGCGGCAACGUUUCAGCCCACACAACGCAUUUGGUCGGAUCUGCGCUUAGCGACCCUUAUUUGUCGUUCGCGGCAGGCCUUAACGGUUUAGCUGGACCACUUCACGGAUUAGCUAAUCAGGAGGUACUAGUAUGGUUAGAGAAGUUGCGUAAGCAAGUGGGCGAUAAUUUCACCGAAGAGGGACUGAAGGAGUUCAUCUGGAAGACGCUCAAGUCAGGACAGGUCGUUCCCGGUUAUGGACACGCAGUACUCAGAAAGACUGAUCCUAGGUACACGUGUCAGCGUGAGUUCGCUCUGAAACAUCUACCCAACGAUCCCCUGUUCAAAUUGGUUGCUGCCGUGUACAAAGUGGUGCCUCCGAUCCUCACUGAGCUUGGCAAGGUCAAGAACCCCUGGCCCAAUGUGGACUCUCACUCUGGUGUUCUGUUACAGUAUUAUGGACUGAAAGAAAUGAACUACUACACUGUGAUGUUCGGAGUGUCCCGCGCUUUGGGUGUCCUCGCCCAGCUGAUCUGGUCUCGUGCUCUCGGCUUCCCCAUCGAGCGGCCGAAAUCUCUCAGCACCGAAAUGCUUAUCAAACAGCUCGGCAAGUAAACUCUGGUCAAACAAUAUCCUACUACAAAUCAAUCGGGACUUUUUAUAGGACACUUUCCUACUCUAGUAGUGCCCUUAAAUUAAAUCAGUUUGUUUCACACACAACGCCAUUAGUCAAAUUAUUGUGGUAUCAUAAGUAUUUUGUAAAACAUUUUUAUUGUAAUUAUUCACUGUUAUUUGUGUUAAGCAUAAGCGAUGCAUUUGUGAUCAUGUUGUUAUAUGAUAGGUGAAUUUCAGACAGUUUAGCAUAUUGCUAAGUAUUAUUUAGUGUCAGACCAAAACUUAAUGAGUUUAGCAUAUUGUGUAUCUAAUUACUCAAAGGCUAAUAGGUUAAGUAAAGCGAGC